AAAGUCCGCCGGCGGCUGUCGCGCGGCACAGUGACGUCAUGUCCGCUGCGAGGUCGUCCCUGCUGCUGCUCGUGUGCUCGGCCGCUGUGAUGGCCGUCCCCAGAGACUGCUGCCGGAUGCCGGCCGAGACGGGUCGCUGCUACGCCUACUUCCCGCGCUACUUCUACGACACCGACAAGCAGCGCUGCGAGCCGUUCGUGUUCGGCGGCUGCGGCGGGAACUGCAACAACUUCCAGACCGUGGAGGCGUGCCAGGUUCAGUGUGUAGCCGCCAGGGAGCAGCGCUGAGCCAGCCUCCACCGCCAUCUUGCUACCCCGUGCCACCUGCCAGUCACUACAGUGGAAUUUUUGUUUUUUGUAAAUCGAAAAUAAAUAUUCAUGUAAAAUUACAAAUAUUUGUAAAUUGUAAAACUGGGUUCUUACACGCGUAUUUAUGUUUUGUAUUGUCCCAGUGCCUCCAAUAGUUAAACGUUAUUUGUUAGCCGUUCCUUGGAUAUCUUAACAAAGUAAUUUAUAAAAUUAGGUCAAAUUUUUUUUAAAUAUUCGAGUGCCUUUUCCACGGUUUAAAAAAAAUGAGUCCAUUUUCGUAAGAACUACUGAGUAUUAUCUCGAAAAACUUAUUUUAUUCAGGCAAAAACAACCACAGCCAUGUACUGUACAAAGUUACAAUAUAUUUCUUGCAGUUUAUCAAACUAUUUCUUAACAACUUAUUUCCAAAGGAAUCUUUUGUAUAAGUGCAGAAUAUUUUUUUUUUUCUGUGUUCCACUCGCCCAUACUAUUUCUAUAACAGAAGGCCUGAUGACAUCUUGGUACACCAAUGCGGUUCAUUUUGAUUUUGUUUUAUAUAAAUUAGGGGUUUAAUUAUUUUUGUUUUACUUUGAGAUACAUGUUUUAUAUAAAUGAGUUGUUAAAAUUAUGUUAAAAAUAUUUAACAUGCGCUAUUGCUGGUUACAUUUAGAGAUAUUAAUUCAACUUUUUUACAUUGAUUUUGGCUUGUUUACUGUGUGUUUGCAUAUUCAUAAUUUUUGUCCGUUGAGAUUUCUCUAUAACAUACAGCGUAAAUAGGAUUGGCAUAUGUUUAAAAAAAAUUCAAAGAUGAAUCUCCCGCAAUGCAAGAAACAUCCAAAGAACGAAAAUUCUGUUGUUGAGAUACCUGAAAUAUUGCCGUCCAUGGCUUGUUGCAAGGAAUUUAACUUGCGCAUUUUUAUAAUAUAAUGAUAAAAAAAACGAAACGAAUGUGUCUGCAUCAUAAUUAACGCUAUAUUUUUCAUAAACGUGGUACAAUUAAUAAACACAGUAUUUCAUUUAAGCAUUUGGUAUCUUAUUCAAUUUUGAAGAAACUAACUUUCAAGAGGGCUGACAACUAUAUUCAGUAAAUAGAUGGAAACUUGUGCCCUUUUGAGCUUGUCGAUUAUCACCUCUGCAAGAGAUUUUCGUCUGGAAUUGCUGUUUGUUUGCUUCGGAAUGUUUGUGUGUAUUAUUCUUUUAUUGUAUAUGUAUUUUUGGCCUUACUGCCUCUGUAAUCACAAUACUUAUUGAAUAAAUAGCAUUUUUGAAAACCAAAA
Messenger RNA from Bacillus rossius redtenbacheri, 1564 nucleotides. Its product is annotated as kunitz-like toxin PcKuz3. Gene Ontology annotation, molecular function: serine-type endopeptidase inhibitor activity. Lineage: Eukaryota; Metazoa; Arthropoda; Insecta; Phasmatodea; Bacillidae. Bases 39 to 287 code for a protein of 82 amino acids. The record is from RefSeq and is a predicted model, not a curated record. The transcript is spliced from 2 exons.